Molecule: messenger RNA, 168 nt
Organism: Sphenostylis stenocarpa
Lineage: Eukaryota; Viridiplantae; Streptophyta; Magnoliopsida; Fabales; Fabaceae
Source: the annotation of a GenBank genome assembly
CUCGCGUUGACACCUUCUCCCUCACCUCCUCCGCGACCUCUGCAUCCUAGCGAAACCCACAUCGCGUGUCCACCAUUAUCACCCCAACCUAACCGCGGAGCCCUGGCCGUGACUCGUGCCCCCCUAGCCACUGCAGGUCAACCUAGAGGUUGGUGGUUAGAAGCAAGG